Tripterygium wilfordii is the source of this 1976-nucleotide messenger RNA. RefSeq names its product nuclear transport factor 2-like. NCBI's taxonomy places the organism in Eukaryota, Viridiplantae, Streptophyta, Magnoliopsida, Celastrales, Celastraceae. The record is from RefSeq and is a predicted model, not a curated record. The transcript has 10 exons. Gene Ontology annotation, molecular function: mRNA binding. Bases 231 to 1637 code for a protein of 468 amino acids. Gene Ontology annotation, cellular component: cytosol; ribonucleoprotein complex.
UAUUAACCCACCAACACCAUAAACCCUCUCUCGUAUCAGUCCUCCCUCAUUAUUUUCGCUCCUCUUGAAGAUCCAGAGAUACAAAACCCUAGAAGGCGCCAAGCGAGGUGAGAGAACUGAACGCAGGAGAGGAAGAGCCUGAAAACCACUUUCUCUCACCUCACUUGCUCGCGAUACAAAUCCAAACUCAGGGUUCUGACUGAUAUUUGGUCUUCACGAAAGUGUCAGUGAUGCCUUCAUCGGUUGAGCAAGCUGCAGCACCGACUGCUGAUGUGGUGGGGAACGCCUUUGUUCACCAAUAUUACCUUAUCUUGCAUCAAUCGCCCGAUCUCGUCCAUCGAUUUUAUCAUGAUAUUAGUAAGCUUGGUCGUCCUGAAGGAGAUGGCGUGAUGAGUAUUACAACCACUAUGCAAGCUAUUGAUAAGAAAAUACGCUCCCUCGACUGUAAGGGGAUAAGGGCUGAAAUUAUAACGGUGGAUGCCCAGGAUUCUUACAAUGGGGGAGUCCUCGUCCUCGGGACUGGAUUUUUAACUGGAAAAGACAACAUAAGGCGGAAAUUUACUCAGAGUUUCUUCUUGGCUCCUCAAGACAAAGGCUACUUUGUCUUGAAUGAUGUAUUGAGAUAUGUUGAUGACGAACAACCACAACAACAACAACAACAACAGCAGGAAAAUCAAGAUUCUGUUUACGCUGUUGAAGCUCCACUUGCUCCUAGCCAGGAUCCUUCUCUGGUACAGGAAAAUCACAUUUCUGAGCAUAUAGCUGUUUCACCAGAGGAAACCAAUGGUGUGGAAUUGUACAAUCCCUCUGAGAAUGGUGAUGAUACAAUGGAAGAAGAGGAGGCCCUCGAGCCUGAGUUUGUUGAUGAAGUUCCUGAUGAUUCGCAGGUGGUAAUUACUGAAUCUAAUAUUAUAAUCGAGGAACUGCCCAAGAAAUCUUAUGCUUCAAUUUUGAAGGUCAUGAAGGAGGGUGCUCCAUCUUUGUCCAGUUUUACUCCAGCUCCUUCAAGGUCCCUUCAGAAGAACCAAGAACGACCUAUAAUUUGUCCACCGCCUCCACCCCCGGUGUUGGAGACACCUAUUUCCAGCUCUGACUGUGGGAAUAACCACGAGGGUGAUGAUGAGGGUCCCUCUAUCUACAUUAAAAGUUUGCCCUUCAAUGCCACACCUGCUCUAGUUGAGAAUGAGUUCAAGAAGUUUGGACUUAUUAAGAGUGGUGGUAUCCAAGUUAGAAGCCAAAAGGGCUUUUGUUUUGGCUUUGUGGAAUUUGAAGAUGCAAAUGCUGUUCAAAGUGCAAUAGAGGCAUCACCGAUCAUGAUUGGUGGGCGUAGAGUUGUUGUUGAGGAGAAGAGGUCUAAAGGGGUCAACCGGGGGCGGUCAUCAGGGGCUGGAUAUAGGAAUGAGGGGGCGAGAGGGCGUGGAAACCACAAUGGGAGCCGAGGUUAUGGUCGCAAUGACUCCUUCAACAAUAGGGAAGAGUUCGGUAACAGGGGUGGAAGUCGGGGAGGAUUUUCAAACCGUGGAGAAAUUGGAUAUCAAAGGACUGAUAGCAGUGGUGAUCGUGGUAACCGAUCUGGUGGGUUGACUAUUAAUGCAGCUGUCAAGAAUUCUGCACCACGAGUAUCUGCUCCUGCUUGAAUCAUAUGCUUGAAGGAAUUGGAGAGUAGUCGAAGAUAUGGCUUCCGUUUGCGGUGUAGUGAUUUUUCAAACUUGUUGGAUAGCCAUCAAGAAGAUAAAGCGCACCUUGGUGGAUGAGAUACCUGUAACUUUCUUUAGGAUUUUUCUCUGGGGCUUUUCUCUGCCUUAUUUUUUUUGAUGAAUGAAUUUUUUUGGUGCUAUACUUGGAGGGUUUCCCAUGGGUAAGUUACUGUUGAGGUUUUAUGCACGUUGGUGAAUUAAUAUUGAGGCUUUAUUGCUCCUACUUCAUUGAGAACAAUUCAGUUUCUAGACAUGGCUUCAGGGAUCUCUGUUUCGGUA